AUGUCCGACUUGGACGACUUCUAUGCCGAACAAGAGAGAAGGAUGAAUCUUCCAGAUGAACAUAUCGAUGAUUAUCUUCGCCGUCUCAGAUAUCAUAAGAAAAGUGGGACUCACGCCCGCGCCAGUGUCUACACGCCUGUCAUAGAUAAGAAGAUCAAUGAACACCAGCAAAAUUAUACCCAGCGCGAGGAUGAUCAUACACGCCACAAUUCUGGACUUCUGGUAGCAGAUACUAACAUGGUCACCGCAUCGAGAAUCACAGAACCUUCCCCUUCUUCUGGAAACCUCAAGCGCAAGAUGCUUCAGCCGAGUCAAAUUAAGGUGUCUCUCGAAAAGAGGCUGAAACAUAAACACGAGCCAACUCUUGAAAACGUUUUGGUGGAUCCCAGUAUACAGCCUGCUGUUAUCUCGCGUAAUGAAACUUCCGAGUAUGUCCCGUUACAUUCGUCUACUGUUAAUGAGCACUUUGAUAAAAAUGGGUCAAGACGCGGAACAGUGAUGAACAUUCCUGGAACGGAUUCCGUCUGGCACUCGGUCUCCAAAAAGGAUGAUAACCAAACAUUGCACGCUGGGGUCUCCGGCCAGAAGCCGGAUGCGCGAAAUCGGCAUAUAUUUUCUGUUAGCAAUCUGGAACAUGUUGCCGCCCAUGUAAAGGAUAUCGAUUCG
Serpula lacrymans var. lacrymans S7.9 is the source of this 666-nucleotide messenger RNA. RefSeq lists its product as uncharacterized. The annotation marks the transcript as partial. NCBI's taxonomy places the organism in Eukaryota, Fungi, Basidiomycota, Agaricomycetes, Boletales, Serpulaceae. The record is from RefSeq and is a predicted model, not a curated record. The transcript is spliced from 3 exons.